UGAAAACAAGCAGAUGAUAAUGCAUUCCAUUAUAGUGAACCAUAAAUGGAGCUGAAAGACAGCAUAUAUUUGUCUUGGGCACAAUCUACGUUAGGUUGCGGGCAUAGGGAAAACUAAACAGCACAGAAGCGACAUCUAGUGACUAAGUGUAGUACCUCAGCAUUUAUGCAUGGUGUUGUUCGACUUCGUGUUGGACAGAAGUACAGACGGGGAUUGCCAUGGCAACAGGUAGAUGUUCGACUUCAACUAACUUUACACGAGUAUAAAGUUCCCAGCGUUGCAUACUGUUGCCCCUGUAGGACUAGUGCGCCAGUGGACGAGAGGGUGGAGAAGGACGUGCACACCCCUCCUUCACCUUACUUGAAGUGCAGGCCAGGCCUUAAAACCCGUCUGCCUAACAUUGUCUUCCAAGACAGACUGAUGCCAACAAAGUUCCCAUCAUUUCUCAUUAAGCAGUUUUGACAUUUUUGUAUCAAUUGUACAAAUCACUUCCUCACUUGAAUGUUUGGUAUCUGUUUAUCUGUCAUAAACAUGUUUGCAAAUUCUUAAAAAACAUUUUGAAAUGUGUAUGGCCGACUUACAGUAUGUCCAUUUUCGCUCAGGACCCCAAGUAGUAGCUCUAAAUGGCCUGGACCACCUUAGCUAUGCAGAGUGAUAUACCAUUGCUCCAGGCUCAACAUACUACUAGUAUUACCUUCUUUCACCUUUCACCUUCCCCCCUUUAUGCGUUGUAUUUCUUCUUGCGUGUUGUAUUACACCCACGGGUACAGUAGAUAUAAACAGUGGCUAUUGAUGGCCGCCGUUGAACAGAGAAAGGAGUUUACAGAAACUUUGCCAACAAGGACUGCUAAAUAUUGACCCGUAAAAGAACCACUUCAACUCAACACCCGUGCCAAUCAGCAUUUCAGUAGAAGCCCCAGAUGCCUGAUGGCCAGUUACCGGAGGCGUGCUGCUGCGUUUGUGUUGGUAGCUGUUUUUCUUACGACUUUUGAAUUCUUGUUUGUGACGUUGGACAAUGUCGAAAUCCCGAAGCUACUGCUCAAACCUCGCCUCUUUCGGCGGGUUGAAACCAGAAAAUACAACACGGACAAGCCUCCUCAACUCAAGCAAGUUAGCCCGCCAAACGACAUGACGACUACAACCCCUCAUGAGUACCAAGAGUUUGUACCAUUAACAAACAUCACGACGACAAAACCUCACCAACUGAAGCAUACAAAACCCCUAAACAGCUCGACAAAUAGCCCCCCUCAACUGAAGCAAGUGAGCCAAUCAAACAACACAAAACCUUGUGAACUAAAGCACGUCACUUGCCCCCCAAAGACAAAAACAGUCGUGUUAAACGGAGACCGCCUAUAUCACAAAGGUGACGACCUUACCGUGAGGGUGGUGGCAAGAGACGAAGGAGGAAGACCGAAGACGUACGGAGGAGACUUUUUCCGUGCCAGACUGGUCAGUACUGACCGUUUGCCACUGGCCAGUAGCGCUGGCCAUGUCACUGACCACUCUAACGGCACCUACACCAUGCAGUUCCCACUCUACUGGACAGGGAACAUCUCGAUAAAAAUCCAACUCGUACAUCCAAGUGAAGCAGUGGCGGUUCUACAGAGAGUGCGGGAGACUCCAAACAAGAGAGUCUUCAACUGCAGCUUCGUUGACCUAACGACGAAUGCUACACAAACACGACAAUGCUACAGCUCCAUCGAUGCCAGCAUGACACCUCGCCAAUUGUGCGAUCUUUCAAAACGGGACGUGAACGUAACUUGGAUUUGUGAGAAACCGGACAAACUCCCGUGCUCCACCAUCUCAAUGUGCCAUUAUGCCAGUACCACGAGCAGAGUAAAGACGCUGGGCCUUUUGUCUCAAAGGGAACUUUUCCAAGAGCCUUACAUAGAGGAGGAACUUAAAGUAGAGACCAAAGAGCCCAUACGUGUCCUUGAGACAGAGCUGGCCAUACCUCAACACCUUCCAGCGUGUACGUGGGACAAGUCUGCAGCUCAGGGGUACUGGUCGGGCAAGGUCUGGCAGUCUUCGGUCUGUGAUGUCCGAGUGUUCUCUAAGAACGACAUCAGACAGUGCCUGGCUAAUAAGACCGUGUAUAUGUACGGUGACUCGACAAUUAGACAAUGGUACCUGCGUUUGAAGAAGGUAUUGCCGUUGUUCAACGAUAAUAGGACCAUGGAUUCAACAGUCCUUCUAGGAGGAGACAACAGCCAGUGGAACAUCUCUGUUCGCUACCGGUUCCACCACUUCCCCAUUCAAACAAGGGGAUGGGUUGAUUUCCGUCAGCUCCGUUACAUUGCUGAUGAGCUGGACGCCAUUCACGGAGGACCAAACACGGUAAUAUUUUUGGGUCUGUGGGCGCACUUUACGGCAGAUCCGCUCGAGAUGAUCCAGUCGCGGCUGUACGCCAUACGGGGCGCCGUGCAUCGUCUCAAGCAGAGGAGUCCCGGUACGCGGGUCUUCGUGAGAACUGGGACAACGCGAGAACACAGUGGAGUGCGCUUGGAGUACUACCUGCUUGGGAGCGACUGUCUGGCUUACCAGAUCACGGAGGUGAUACGAGAGAUGUUCCGGGCGGAUCCUGACGUGGUCGUGUUGGACACAUGGGACAUGAGCGUGUGUCAGCCCGGCAAGGACAGCGUUCACCCAGAUCAAACGAUGGUGGACAAUCAACUCAACAUACUGUUCUCUCAUAUCUGCCCAAACAAAACGGCUUCAUAAACAGGAUAGAAAGGGAUUUUUUUUUUCACCUGUGCAAAAUAAGUGUUCUACUUUUAUGCUUAGCUAGCAAACAAGUGAUACAUAGUUUUAUUAAGGAGGUUAAAUGCUAAUUAUGCAAAUCAGGAUCUAAUGUGCAUUAUCAAUGAAGGGAUUCUAUGUCUCUGCCACAUUCCAUGACAGAACUAUUCAAACAUGUGACAUAUGUGAUUGACAGAGAGAGUUAGGCAAAUUGGUUAAGCAUGAAAACUAGAUCUAAUCAAUGAGAAAAUACUAUAAUCCUAUACAGUUAAGUGAUGGAAACUUCACUUGGAAGCUAUGUGAAGGGGAACAUU
Molecule: messenger RNA, 3053 nt
Organism: Branchiostoma floridae (Florida lancelet)
Lineage: Eukaryota; Metazoa; Chordata; Leptocardii; Amphioxiformes; Branchiostomatidae
Product: NXPE family member 3-like
Exons: 7
Coding region: 928-2721 (597 amino acids)
Source: RefSeq, a predicted model, not a curated record